Durio zibethinus is the source of this 1901-nucleotide messenger RNA. NCBI's taxonomy places the organism in Eukaryota, Viridiplantae, Streptophyta, Magnoliopsida, Malvales, Malvaceae. The record is from RefSeq and is a predicted model, not a curated record.
AUAUUAAACUGCAAAGAUUGUCGCUCCACACGCUUUCUUCAUCUAUUACCAAAUUUCUGAUUCUCUCUCACGAGACGAAGCUUCAAAGAUCUCCGAUCUCCGCUUUAAUUUGAUUUGCAUCCAUAAUAUUUAGGCUGCCUUUGAGAGUUGUUGAUAUGGGUGAUAGCAGUGCAUCUUCUGGUUUGCCAGAAGAAACCCCAAACCCAAAUCCCGAUGGAAAUGCUCCUUCUGAAAGUGACCUUGCACUCAAUGCGCUAGCUCGAAGGGUUCAAGAGUCAAUUGGCCUCGAGAGGAGACACAAGUUUUGGGAAUCUCAACCUGUUGGGCAAUUCAAAGACUUGGGAGACACUGGUUUGCCUGAAGGGCCUAUUGAAGCUGCAACACCUUUAUCUGAAGUCAAGCAGGAACCAUUCAAUCUUCCAAUCAUGUAUGAGUGGGUCACAUGUAAUAUUGACUCUGAUGAGAUGUGCACAGAGGUUUACAACCUUCUGGCAAAUAACUAUGUUGAGGAUGAUGAGAACAUGUUUAGAUUUAACUAUUCAAAGGAGUUUCUGCACUGGGCUCUUCGCCCCCCUGGUUAUUAUAAGAACUGGCACAUUGGUGUCCGUGUUAAAAGUUCAAAGAAGCUAGUUGCUUUCAUUACAGGUGUUCCAGCAAGAAUCCGGGUCCGUGAUGACAUUGUUAACAUGGCAGAGGUUAAUUUUCUAUGUGUUCAUAAGAAGCUCAGAUCAAAAAGGCUUGCUCCUGUCAUGAUUAAAGAGGUGACAAGGAGGGUUCACUUGGAGAAUAUCUGGCAAGCGGCAUAUACUGCUGGAAUUGUUAUUCCAACACCAAUAACUUCUUGUCAAUAUUGGCAUAGAUCUUUGAAUCCAAAGAAGCUGAUUGAAGUUGGGUUUUCUAGACUUGGUCCAAGGAUGACAAUGAGUCGGACAGUUAAGCUUUUCAAGUUACCUGAAUCAACAGUCACACCAGGAUUCAGAAAAAUGGAGCUUCACGAUGUUCCUGCUAUUACACGACUACUCAGGAAUUAUUUGAGCCAGUUUGUGGUUGCACCUGAUUUCAAUGAACAUGACGUGGAGCAUUGGCUUCUUCCUACUGAGGGUGUUGUGGAUAGUUAUAUUGUUGAAAGCUCUGAGACCAAAGAGAUUACUGAUUUCUGCAGUUUCUACACACUUCCCUCAUCAAUCCUUGGAAACCAGCAUUAUUCGACUUUGAAGGCAGCAUAUUCAUAUUAUAAUGUUUCUACAAAGACCCCUCUGCUUCAAUUGAUGAAUGAUGCUCUUAUUGUGGCAAAACAGAAGGGCUUUGAUGUUUUCAAUGCAUUGGAUGUCAUGCAGAAUGAAUCUUUUUUGAAGGAACUUAAAUUUGGGCCAGGUGAUGGAAGUCUUCACUAUUAUCUUUACAACUAUAGGAUAAGGCAUACACUGAAACCAUCAGAGCUUGGUCUUGUACUCCUCUAGGCUUGUUUUUCUGCUAGAAGUGAAUGGAAAAUUUUCUGGGAAAGUUUGCUGUUGGUUUGUUGUAAUAUUGAAUCAUGGCAACACUUGGUUAGUGAUUUAUACUUUAUCUUGCCAUUUAAACAAACAGAUUUUUAUGAAUUUUCUUUUGCUUAGGAGUUAUUGCCAUGGAGUCUUAAACCUCAAAUUCUCGGAACUUGGAACAGAUAGAUCGAAUAUUGAAAGCAACUUUUAGUUUUCUCAUUUAUGACUUGAUUGUUGUCUGCUUGAUUUUUCAUCCUUCAUGUUCAUGUUUGUCGAGAAAAGUUAUGUAUGUUAUUAGGGGAAUUGCCCCAUAAAUUUUCUAAUAAAAUAUUAAUAUAAAUAUUUUGGUCUUUUUCUCUUCCUUUAUUUGUACCCCAUUAAAACAUGAGAGGGAAUUUAGAAGAAUAGUAAAUCAUUUAU